CCAUCUCAAAAACACCAAACUGUACCUUUUAAACACUUCCAGAAAACCCAGAAUCCUCAUGCCUGAGAGACCGUAAAGGCGCCUCCUCCAUUCUCCGGCGGAAUUUUUCAUCGGGAAAUUCUUGCCGCACUGGUUUUCCCGGCCGCUUGUCGCGGUACUUUCACCCAAUCCUCUAAAGUCCAGCAAUGGCAAAGAGCAACAGAGACGAAACCGAACCUUCAACUUGCGACGAAGAGCUCAUGACCACCCCACUAUACACUUCGCUCUACUAUGUCCAGAGCCCCUCGGCUUCAAACCCUCCUGAUUCAGGCUUGCCUUCUCCUUACAGACCUGAAAUUCCAUCCAAUUCAUGUGCAUCGAGGGCCACUCUUUCUCGUUACUCUUCAUCUCGCGGGUCUAACAACUCGUUCGUGCACGAGAAGAGAGCGAGUUACGGGUUUCGAAAGAUGGAGGAAGAAGCCCAAGAAGGGGAAGGGGAAGGGGAAGAGGAGGAAGAAGAUAGAGGCUGGCUAUGGUGGAUUUUAGGGUUUCGAAAGCGGAGGGCAUCGACGCCUAGUUUUUGCAUUUUUUUGCAGGUUUUUUGGAGGAUUUUGUUGAGCUUUGGAGUUGCAGUAAUGGUGUUUUGUUUGGCUACUAGACCACCUACACCGAAGCUUCACGUGAAGCAAGUGGUGGUAACGGAGUUUCGUAUGAGUGAAGGGGUGGAUAAUUCAGGGGUACCCACCAAGAUUUUAAGCUACAAUUGCUCCCUUGAUCUAGAGAUGGAAAAUAACUCCAAGUUCUUUGGAAUUCAUCUUCGACCGUCGAUUAUCCAUGUUACCUUCGAAAAUUUAGACCUCGCUCACACAAGCGUAAGUUUUCUUAAAACCUCUAAUCGUGCAUGCAUACAUAUACACAUCAAAUAAACACAAUAAUGCGCAAACAUCCAGAAAUUGGGCUUGGAUUUGAGUGGUAAGCAACUUCUGAUAGUUCAAAAAAAGUUAUAUCUUAAAUUCAGUUCCUACCACUGAACUACCCAAAAAAAUAAAAAAUAAAAUACACCAACAUAUGUACUGACUUCUCGAAUGAUCAAGUGUGUAAGUUUAUUCAAAUUUAUUCAUUGAAAAUGUGAAUACCUUAUUUGCAAGCAAUCAAUUUUGGGUUGAGGCAUUUUUGGACAUUGUUAUGCAAUGAUACUGUUAUGCAAUGAUAGUAUCAUUGCAUAUGAAAUGAGAGUACAUUGCAUAAAGCAAAAAUUGAGAUACAUUCAAAAAAAGAGGAUUGAGAUUCAACCUAGUUUUGGAGUUGAGAGUGGUGUUAUUUUGACUGGACCAAGCUGACCGGUCCGACUGGUUGGAUUGCUGAUUAUUCCCUUGAUUGGUUUAGUCGAAGCAAAAAUUGGAUUUGAUCGGGAAUCAGUAAAAAUCAAUAUUUGGACAUGUUAGUUUUAUUGAUUGGGUUAACAUUAUGCAAUCUCUUUUUUGUAAUAUAUUUCAUAUUUUUCUUACUUAGUGUUAGCCAAUCAAACUCAAAUUGGUGCGGGUCUAAUUCUAAUUGAAAUAUUCCCCUCAUCAGGUUAGUUCCAAUAACACUACUUAACAUAAUUAAGUGCUUGAUUAGGUUCAUACGCACAUAAGAGCACAAGCAACAAUCCAAGACAUACUAAUAUUUUGUUUCUUCUUUUGGGUUCUAAAAUAGUUUUGGACUUCAUAUUUACCCGCCAUAGUUAUCAAGACUAUACCAAGUUGGUGGUUCGACCCGUUAGACCUCCCACCAGUUCUUUAGCCGAUAUAGUCCAAGAUAAAAAUUAGAUUCGGUCGAAAACCACUCAAAAUUAAUAUUUGUCUGGUUUUGACUGCACUGUCAGUUUUUACUAUUUUGACCGUCAAAUAAAAUUUGUCAAAGUUUUCAAAUAUAUUUUAUGUUUUAAAAUUAUGAUAUCUAUUUUUUUCUUAUUUUUUAAAAUCCAAUCCAAUCAAAUCAAUUCAAUUAAUGAUUAGAUCAAUUUUGACAAAACCAAACCUCCACCAGUUGAAUAACAAGUCCGAUCUUGAUAAAAAUGGUAUCAACUGACCAGACUAGCAUAACCAGCUUGGGACAGGUCGUGACGGAGUUUUUUAUUUUAUUUUUAAGCAUGCAUGUGGAACCCUAAACCUUUGGCUGGAGGAUUGGGAUCUCCAACUCAUUAUGUAUUAGGUUGGCAAUGGGAUAUUCUCGUCUUUUCAAAGAAAGUUGCUUUUUACGCGUGCUGCAAGAACCCGGCAAAGAAGAAGUUUAUUUUGGAUAAUACAUAGAUGAAAGGCCUUUUAAAGCUUUAAUAUGGAAAGGAAAAAAUCAUAAAGGGAUUUUACUUUUUAUGCAUAUCCUAGACCAAUUAGCGGCUAAAAUUCCCGAUGUUUCAAUGAAUAAAGAAAUUUAAAAGCUUAAAAUUGGCCACCCUCUCUUCAAUUUGUCUCCCAAGUUUAUAAAGGGGGCCUUACCUUUCACAAAAGUGACUUGCACCUAUACACACACUCUAUACUCUCUUAAAAAACAAACAAUUUCUCUCUCUCUCUCUCUCUAUAAAAAGCUAGUAGAAUACAAUAAAGAUGAUCUAAUGUUUGGAAAGUGAAAUUAUCCUUUAUACACACUUUUUGCACUUGAAAGGGCCAUAUCCUUCUUUCUUUUCUUUUCCUUUCAUUUUUUUGCUUUUUUUUUUUUUGGAACAAUAUCAGUUAAUUUUAUCGAUCGUGGGAUGAAACAACAUGGGAUUACAAAGUGGGAAUUAAGGUAUCAAAUAUAGACAAGGCAAAGAAAUGUCAAGUUUAGCUAGGCAAUAAGCUGCCCCAUUUUUCUCUCGAUAGACAUGAGAGAAGACGAAAGGGCCAUGUCUGAUAAGAGUAACAUGAGCAUGUGUAUAUAUUACGUAUGUAUCUAUUUACAUACUAAUGCUUGCAUGAAUAUGUCUAUUGAUACAUACAUGAUGCU
Molecule: messenger RNA, 2946 nt
Organism: Amborella trichopoda
Lineage: Eukaryota; Viridiplantae; Streptophyta; Magnoliopsida; Amborellales; Amborellaceae
Source: RefSeq, a predicted model, not a curated record